Messenger RNA from Pecten maximus, 3587 nucleotides. RefSeq names its product double-strand break repair protein MRE11-like. The coding region runs from base 68 to 2131 and encodes 687 amino acids. The record is from RefSeq and is a predicted model, not a curated record. The transcript has 8 exons. NCBI's taxonomy places the organism in Eukaryota, Metazoa, Mollusca, Bivalvia, Pectinida, Pectinidae. Gene Ontology annotation, biological process: telomere maintenance; mitochondrial double-strand break repair via homologous recombination; double-strand break repair via nonhomologous end joining. Gene Ontology annotation, cellular component: Mre11 complex; nucleus. Gene Ontology annotation, molecular function: manganese ion binding; DNA endonuclease activity; 3'-5'-DNA exonuclease activity.
ACGGUAAAAAAAAAUAAUAUCCCGCCAUGCGAGUUUCUUGACCAAGACGAUAUUUACGUUUAGAAUCAUGCCACCGACACAAGAUUCAGAGGAUGUUUUAAAGAUAAUAGUUGCCACUGAUAUUCACCUUGGUUAUGCAGAAAAAGAUGGAAUUAGAGGAAACGAUUCUUUAGUAGCUUUUGAAGAAAUCCUAGAAAAUGCCAAAAAACAUGAUGUCGACUUUAUCCUUCUUGGAGGAGAUCUGUUUCAUGAAAACAAACCUCCUCGUAGAAUAAUGCAUGGAUGUAUCUCCCUCUUACGCAAGUACUGUAUGGGGGAUAAACCUGUUCAGUUUGAAUACCUUAGUGAUCAAUCAAAGGAUUUCAACCAUUGUCAGUUUCCAUAUUUGAAUUAUGAAGACCCAAAUUUAAACAUUUCUAUCCCUGUGUUCUCCAUUCAUGGUAACCAUGAUGACCCAACAGGCCAAGGGAACCUUUGCACACUGGAUGUUUUGCAUACCUCAGGUUUUGUCAAUUACUUUGGAAAGCACACUUCGUUAGAAAAAAUUGAAAUGAGUCCACUGCUUCUACAGAAGGGUUCAACAAAAUUAGCCAUGUAUGGACUUGGUUCUAUCAGAGAUGAGAGAUUGCACAGGAUGUUUUUAAAAAAGACGGUUACAAUGUUGAGGCCUAGAGAAAAUCCAGAUGAAUGGUUCAACAUGUUUGUGAUUCACCAAAACCGAUCAAAACAUACCACAACAAACUAUAUUCCAGAACAAUUUCUUGAUGAUUUUCUAGACCUUGUGAUUUGGGGUCAUGAACAUGAAUGUAGAAUUAAACCAGAAUGGAACAGUGUUCAGAAUUUUUAUGUCAGUCAGCCUGGCAGCAGUGUUGCUACCUCUCUUAGUGAGGGGGAGACUGUUAAGAAGCACAUUGGCUUACUGCAAAUCAAAGGUAAAAAUUUCAAAAUGACGGAAAUUCCACUGGAGACAGUUCGUCCAUUUUACAUGGAGGAUGUCAUGCUAAGUGAUACUAGUCUGAAUCCUCAAGACCACAACAUUGCUAAGAAGGUUGAAGCUUUCUGUUCUGAAAAAGUUGAAGGUUUAUUGGAGAAAGCAGAAUCUGAGCACUCAGGAAAUGGCAAGCAGCCAGACAAGCCAUUGAUAAGACUACGAAUCGACUAUAGUGGGGGAUUCGAGCCUUUUAGUGCCCAUAGGUUUGGACAAAAAUUCAUCGACAAAGUUGCUAACCCUAAAGAUAUGGUACAGUUUCAAAGAAAGAAAGUCAUAUCUACAAAAAGUGAUUCUAAAGAUGACAAGGAUGCUCUAGAAGCCAUUAAAGCUGACACCUUGGAUACCUCUAGGGUAGAAGAUAUGGUGAAGGACUAUUUCAGCAGUUCUGAUUGUAAGAUGCAGCUGAAGCUACUUACGGAGAAGGGUAUGGGUCAGGCCGUACAGGAAUUUGUAGACAAGGAGGAGCGUGAGGCCAUCUCGGAGCUUGUCAAGUACCAGCUACAGAAAACACAGACUUACCUGAAACAGAGAAAUGCAAAUGAAGAAAUCAUAGAUGCUGAGGUGACUCGGUACAAGGAGGAGAGGAAGAAGAAAAAAGAGGAUGAUGAGGAAGUGAAGGAGGCUAUAAAGAGGGCUCAGGCAAACCGCUCCCAGCAGGAAGAUGGCGAUGAAGAAGGGGAGGUUAGUCCACUAGACUCUGAUGACAAUGAGGCUCCAACGGUUCGUGGGAGGGGACGGGGGCGUGGCAGUACCAGGAGCCGGGGCAGGGGAUCUAGAGGUGGCAGAGGCAGAGGAGAAGGAACAUCUACCAGAGGAGGAAGAGGAAAAAAGAAGGAAACAGUUGUAGCAGAAAGUCAGAACAGAAGCAUCAUGGAUGCCUUUGGAGCAACGUCACAAAGGUCUAAGAAAACAUCAAGUUCCAGGAAGUACAACAUGUCCGACUCUGAAGAUGAUAUUAUGAAUAUAUCCGAUGAGGACGAAUUCAGUAAUAUCCCCUCCUCCUCAAGUAGGAAGAAACAGCCCGUAGUCAACACUUCCUCCAGGAGAAAUAACACAAGUUCAAACAAAAAAAGAGGUGUGGCCUUUGACUCGGAUGAUGAUGAUGAUGAUCCAUUUCCAACUAGUAAACGUAGAAGAUGAGAUUAAGUGUGUGAUAGGGAUUAUGUCUGGUGAUGAAACGUGUAUGUACAUAUAUACACUAGUGACAUACAGGAAUGAAACUGUGGUCCAUCAUACACAACAUAUUGACAGUGAUUAAGAAAAUUCUUCUUAUUGUAUGGUAAUGGAGUCAGGUUUUGAAAAAUUGUGAAAUGGUUGCAUGCAAGAUGUUUACAUCACCAGAUACAGAGAAGUUAUAUUACUGUGAUAUGUUUGGUAUCUAAAAGUCUUGGGUAUCUUAGGAUUAUCUAAUACAUGUGGCAUUCAUUAGUGCUAGAGUAAAAUUCAGUAAUUGUCUAGUCCUGAUAACACUGGACUGUCCAGGAUUUCAUACUUCUUGUGUAAAUCAUCAGUGUAGAAAUAUCCUGGGGGUCUAGGGUCAGGAUUGAGAUUCUUGGGAUGAAAUUCAAAGGGCUAUUUCUAUAAAAAAAAAUCUACCAAUGCCAGAAUUACAACAGAUAUCUUCAUGGCGGUAUUCUGUCUAUUACUUAAUAAAAUUGUUUGGAUAUAUCUUACAAUAUAAUAUAUACUUCUUUGUAACUUGAUUUGAUGGAAAUUGAGAUCAAAUCACUAAAUGGUUUUGGCAAAACAUGACUGUACACAGUGCGUGAAUUAUCAACCUCUUCGGUCUGUGCCAUAGUCAGGGUUCUGGUCACACAUGACUGGACAGUGUGUAAUUUACCAAACUUUUAGGUCAAUGCUAUGGUCAGGGUUCUGGUCACACAUGACUGUAGUUUGUAAUUUACCAAACUUUUAGGUCAAUGCUAUGGUCAGGGUUCUGGUCAAACAUGACUGGACAGUGUGUAAUUUACCAAACUUUUAGGUCAAUGCUAUGGUCAGGGUUCUGGUCACACAUGACUGUAGUUUGUCAUUUACCAAACUUUUAGGUCUGUGCCAUAGUCAGGGUUCUGGUCAAACAUGACUGGACAGUGUGUAAUUUACCAAACUUUUAGGUCAAUGCUAUGGUCAGGGUUCUGGUCACACAUGACUGUAGUUUGUAAUUUACCAAACCUUUAGGUCAAUGCCAGUCAGGGUUCUGGUCACACAUGAUUGGACAGUGUGUAAUUAACCACACUGUCGGAUUCCUUGUGGUUCUAGUCACACAUGACUGGACAGCGAGUAAUUUACCACACCGUCAGAUUCCCGGUGGCAUCAUUGGUACUGUACCUUUAAUAUUUGUCUUGUGUCUAGUACAUUAUUAUAACACCACCUAGCAGGUUCAUCAUGUACUUGUAUUCAAUAUAUAUGAUUAUGUAACAAGAUGCCCUUUUUUUGUACAGAAUACAUAAUGUAGUUGGUUUCAUGAAUCAUUAUCAAACUGAAAAAUGUUCUCGAUUACUUAAGAUGGUUGUUAGUGAUGACUAUUUUCCUGUUAUUGUCGAAUAAUUUUAUUUUUGUUAUUCAUAUGAAAAUUAAUGAAUAAAUUUCUAGAUAACAC